Pyricularia oryzae 70-15 is the source of this 5427-nucleotide messenger RNA. Its product is annotated as FAD binding domain-containing protein. The record is from RefSeq and is a predicted model, not a curated record. NCBI's taxonomy places the organism in Eukaryota, Fungi, Ascomycota, Sordariomycetes, Magnaporthales, Pyriculariaceae. Bases 1299 to 2813 code for a protein of 504 amino acids. The transcript is spliced from 2 exons. Gene Ontology annotation, molecular function: FAD binding.
GGUUAGAGUGACUGCGAUUAUUCAUGACUCGCAGCGUUGCAACAUUCGCUGCUGAUGGCCUUUACCUCGGCCCGGCUCUGGGGACGGACGCGUACAAGAUGUAGAAAACGAAGAAAAACACAGUUCCCCUUCACAGGGAUGUGCAAUCGCGGCAUGCAGGGUAGGUCAAGUUGCACAGAGAAUCAAAAGGCUCAAACCCCUUGUCUCUGAUCCGAGUCAGCCAAAGGGUCAGGCAAUUUCAUCGGUUAUUACCCUGAUGCUGAACUGCAUGACCCCUUUGUAUGGCUGUUCGCCCCCAAGAUUCUGGGAAAUCCACAACGAAAAGGAGUCUAGCUCGUAUAAGCCACAGAUUGGGCUUUGGGUUUGCAUCGAAUUUCACUUGCUGUCAACAAGAACGAGGGUUGCCAAAAAUACCGCUCGCCUUGGGCCUUUGUUUAUCCAUUCCCUGUACUAUUCUAGGCUUACUACUGUAGAGUUUGCAAGGCGAACGAACUCUUAGUUGAGCUCUCAGCAGUCUCCAUCCGCUCGCUUUGGUAUACACUCUCACCGAGUUUGAAAAGCAGUUUGCUAUAAAGUACUAGUUCAGACUUCCGAUCGAGCAUGGCGCCUUCCGUCUGUUUGCCUGAUUCCGAUGAAAGCAAAGCCCGUUGUGAGGAGAAGGUGCCCAGGGAGAACGGGCGCAACGGGCGCAACGGGCAUGCCACCGUACUACGGCAGCACGUAUCAAUUCGCGCACCCGUAAUUUGCGAAAUUGCCUGCCAUCCACAAUUCGCUUCAAGACGUCAAGCAACCAAGCGUCUCCCUGCCUUGCUUGCUUGCCCCUAACCAGGAACUCGAAAUGCUUGACGCAGUGCCUAGUCAAUCCCCUCUUUUCUGGAUUUGCCAUUACGAAAUAUUGAAUGCGCCAAGCACCAAGAUUUAGGGCUGCCGUUCCAUUACGUUUGUCGAGAAUGGGUUCGAAGCCCCGAAAACCUGGGGUGACGGCGGCCACGAAACCCCAGAAUCGGUGGACUUGGCCCGCCUGCUGUCACAUUGCCUUGGGCGAAAAAGCUUUGAGGAAAUACAAUGUCAUGAUACGAUGCACUCCUCAGUUAGGCAUUGACCGAACACAAUGGAGAAAUGUCCCAUCUCAUCCUCAUCGGAUCCACAGUUCGUAGGGCUCGUCGCCCAUAAGAACAGGACGAUGUCGUUUGUGCAUGGUUACAUUGUCACUUUAUUUCUCCGACCUCACCUUCCCCUCAACUAACCCAACCCAGUCGCUCGUUUGAUUUCAGGUUGGAAAUCGGCAAAUCUGCAGUAUGUUCGUCUCCUCAGCCCUGAGCCUGACGCUCCUUGCUCAGGCGGUCGCUGCUGUUUCGCAGACUUGUGACUACCUCAAGGCCAACACUAAGGUCCUGGUCGAGACGGACCGCUUCGCCAUUCCCAAGGCACCCUACUCGGCCGAACUGGACGAGUACUGGUCCAAGGCAUCUGCCGACCUUAAGCCCUCGUGCAUUGUGUACCCGACCUCGGCUGAAGAGGCCAGCCAGGCCAUUCGCGCCCUGAGCAUCGAUGGCAACAACGAAACGUUCGCUAUAAAAUCCGGCGGACUCAGCGCAAACGAUGGGUUCAACAGUGUCAAGGACGGCCCUCUGAUCUCCACUCGUCGCCUCACCGGUGUUCGCUACGAUGCCGACAAGGGCUUCGUCCGUGUCGCAACCGGCAACCGGUGGACGGAGGUGCAGAAGCAGCUGGACCCCUUUAACGUCACUGUUGCUGGUGCUAGGGUUGGUGAGGUUGGUGUGGGUGGCUACAUGUCUGGGGGGGGUUUCUCAUUCCACAGCCCACGCUAUGGCUGGGGAGUCAACUCACUCACCGGUGUGGAGAUUGUUCUUGCCAACGGAACUAUCGUCACCGCAUCCAAGACGGAGCACGCCAAUCUUUUCGCAGCUGUCAAGGGCGGCACCAAUAAUUUUGGCCUGGUGACUGCGUACAUCAUGGAAGCCAUCCCGAUCGGCCAGGUCUGGGGUGGCCUCAUGGCUUUCACCGGUGGUGAUGACAAGGCCGACAAGAUGAUGGCUGCCAUUGCAAAGUUCACCAACGAAUUCCCUGACCACCCCAAGGCCGGCAUCAUCCCUACGGUGCAGCUCGUCCUGUCAGGCCUGAUCGAGCUCUGGGUGGUCUUCUUCUUUUACGAUGGCCCUACCGUUCCCGCCGGCGUCUUCGACGACUUCCUGGCUCUGAGGCCGUUGCUCAACACCUGUAAAACCCAGAACUUUGGUGACCUUUUGGCUGGCAACUCUGCCAUCGUUCUCCGCGGAACCCGCUACAAGGUUGCCACAGAGACAGCCAUCCUGCCUGACAACGCCCAGGACUCCGCCAAGGUGAUGCGUGCUUAUUACGACCACUGGGCCGCCACUUCCCGCGAAUACAAGGGCGCCUUUGGCCUCACGUCAUCCAUGGCCAUCCAGUCGGUGCCGAAAGCCAUGGCUGCUGCUGCCCGCGCGCGUGGCGGUGAUCUGAUUGACAUGGACGACGAUGUCAACCGCCUGAUCUACGAGUACGAUCUGUCCUACCUGUUCGCUUGGGACGAUGAUCUGGUCCACCGCGCCACCAUGGACAUGACGGCUGGCAUGAAGAAGCUCGUGGACGGUUUCGUCGCUGACGGCACCACUCCUGAUGCUUUUCGCCCCUUGUUCGCCAACGAUGUUUACCGUGGUCAAGACUACUUUAGCCGUCUGCGGCCCGAGAAGCGCGAGCUUGCUGCUAAGGUCAGCCGUGACGUAGACCCAUCAGGGUUGUUCCGCACAAGGACCGGUGGAUGGAAGCCGUGAGCGACAGUGGUGAGAUUUUGCGGUUUCCCGUCAUAGUAGUAGCCCUGGUUGAGGUAGUAACACAACCGUCUAGAUGGGGUGCUUGUGCCGCACACGCUUACCCUAUCAUUGACUACAAGUUGUAGUUCUGCUGCGAAGGAAACGUACUUUGUUUCGGCGAAAAACAAUACGAGUUGACACUUCACUGCAACCAUGAACCCACAUUCUCUUGUAUUCCCAGCAGUUGAUAAUAAGCCGCCCGUUCCCUCAGAUUAAUGAAGAAGCGGAUGCCAACAUAUGGUGGCAAUCGCCCCGUACAUGCUUAGAAGAGGUGUACAAGGGCAAGCAGGACGAUCGCCAGGCCGAGUACUGAGCCACCAGUGACGGCUGGGGCCGUAGCUCCACCAGAAUUAGCAGCCAACCUUGCCUUGGCUUCAUCACCCUUCGCACCUGGGGAUGCAUCAUGGCCUAAGACGGUUCCAAGCUCUCCCCAUUUGAUAUUGGAAUAGGUCACCGAAACAUUCGGGGUCUCCUGCUUGAUCUUUUUGGGGUCGCCAUCUGUCGGACCACAGGGGCCUCUAUCCCCAGCGUCGAGCCACUUCAUGAAGUCGCCUUCCGAGUUCCAGAUGCUGAAGAUGAGCACCAUGCCCCGUGCCAUUGACUGUCCCGUGCCGACAAUGCCACCGAGGCGAGUGUACGCCUCGGAACCGUAGGUAUCGCAGAACCUCUGAUCCAUCCCCUUCAGGGGGCUGAAGGAGGCGUUGCUGGUGUGGACGUCCUCGAUGACACGGCCGUCCUGGAUGUAUUUGCGGCGGAUCUCCUUUAGCGGCCCGGCGCGCGAGAUGUCGAUGCCCGCUUCCGGGUGCUCGUGCACGAACUGCGUGAGUACGGUGAAGCGCUUGUUCGUGUCGAUGGUGCCGCCCGGGCCGUAGAACUUCUUGUCGCCGAGCUUGUACGGGUUUAUCUGGCAGCCCGACUUGUCGCAGACGCCGGCCUUGCCUUUGCCGCACUCUUCACCGGUGCACCUGAAGGAAGAUGGCUUGCUACAUGUGUGCGGCGUCAAGGCCGUUGCCAUGCGGUUAGCCUGACAGGACGACCAGGUCAGCGAGGAUCGGUUGAGAUGCUAGAUUGUAUCUUCAUGCGCAGACGUACCUCCCAGAUGUCCAUCUCAUUGCAACAUGCCCCCGGCGGGGGGUGUUCUAGGUUCGCCACCCCAUUCUUGAGAGAGAUGCUGUGUUAGUGAAAAACGUGACGAAUUCACCAGAAAUGCUUGUCAUCAAGGUGAAACAUGACACACGUACUGUGAAAUUCUGAUCCUGGAAGCAUUGCGCAUCGCAUUCCCCCGUGCCGUAAGCGGCGCCUGCAGGGUUCAAGUCACUCCGGGACCCGGAGACAUCCAUCUCGGAGAAGUACAGCGCGCCGUUCAUACCGCAGCCCAGCUGAGAAACGUCGACGUCGAAAGCCAGCUCCAUGUUGACGAGUUUCAUGAGCUCAUAGUUACGAUCAUCCUCACCCAAGAGAUACACGCGGGGCGCAACCUUCUUGUACUCUGCGCCGUUGAAGAGGUAUUGGUUCUAUGAGCAGCCCAAAGGUCCAGUCAUGAGCAAAACAUGAAAAAAAAAUGAAAAAAAAAAGAUUUGUCUGUCUUCCUCAUGUCUUCACCUGGGACGGAGCAAGGCCGCAUCACAACAAAACUCACCAGCUUCAAGGCGUUCCCCUUGGUGGCCACUCCCAGACUGUCAUAAUCGACGCCCUCGAGGACGCAGUUGCGCGUGCACGUGGCCGCGUCGGGACACAGCGCGGUGCCAAAGGCGGCUGUGCAGGGCAUGGAGACGUUGUCCUUGACGUGCAUCGGGCGGAACAUGACGUCGGCGACAAUCUUGGUCUUACGGACGACGCAGCCAUCCUUCCGGGUGCAAAACUGCGUCGGCAGUUCCGGGUGGAUCUCCGGGAUCUCCGUCCCGAUCUGCUGCCCCGUCGCCACGGAGAGGGCGGCGAUGAAGCACACCAGCGCAGCUGGAAUCCCUGACGUCCGGGCCAUGGUUAUUUUUAUAGGCUGUUGUUACACUUGUUACUCGCUCAAAGAAGGAUUUGAUUAUUUCUUGGUGAGUGGGAAUUGGGGAGGCGGAGGGUCAAGUCAAGGCAACAUGCUCAUGACAAAUGUCCGGAUUUAGGGUUGAAUAUACUACUUAAGAUUCGCGGAUCCGGGGGCGCAUGUCCGGUUGGGCUCCUUCAUGAUAAGGUGCUGGCUUUCACCCCCUCUCAGUAAGACUCGUACGCUCGCUGGAUUUCCAGGUGCUAUGUAAAGCUUAAACGGACCUCAUUAGUCGUGCAUUGACUACUAUGAGGGGAAGGGGAUGCGCAUGUACACGUUUCAUCAUUGACUGAUCAGGAACUGCUAACACGGAGACUGGCGAAGCAUAAUAUUGCUCGGCUAGUAAUAGGGUGCUCGCUAAAGCCGUCGACCCUGUGUCAUUGGGCUGCCUUAUUGGGAUGCCGUCACGGGCUCUUGGCAGAUCAAACCGCAGAGCACUUUUGGGCAUUCAUGAGAAGCUAUUAAUGGCCUGCCACUCGCGUGACCGAACGGGUAUAAGCGAAACUGUAUGCUGUUUACUUUCAGAUCAUUCCCUGUUGC